This is a messenger RNA of Suillus paluster, 1893 nucleotides long. Its product is annotated as ABC1 family-domain-containing protein. Gene Ontology annotation, cellular component: mitochondrial inner membrane. The transcript has 13 exons. Gene Ontology annotation, biological process: lipid homeostasis; mitochondrion organization. Lineage: Eukaryota; Fungi; Basidiomycota; Agaricomycetes; Boletales; Suillaceae. The record is from RefSeq and is a predicted model, not a curated record. The coding region runs from base 1 to 1893 and encodes 630 amino acids.
AUGCACAUCAUCCUUAAACUCCGUGGUCCACCUGGCUGGCAUAGCUCGCGUUCCUUCCUUCGGUCUCAAAAGUCGUUCAUUCGCCAUAAUGUUGACCCAAAUAAGCGCCUGGCCUCAUCCGACGCGCCCCGAGCUCAACCAAAGCGUCCUCGCGGAAAUUCAUGGUUCUUUUAUCCGGCGGCGCUUCUAGCGCUUACUGGUGCGGGGUGCUAUGCAUAUGAUAAUCACCAGCCCUCCCGGCAUGCUGUAUUGGCGACUGUACGGUGCUCCCGACUUGCGCGGGCUGCGAUUUCCGGAGCAAUUGAUUACAAGCGUACUUUUGCGCGCACGUAUGGCUCCGAGGAAGACAGGCUUGAAGCCGUCUCACAAUGCCAUGUCCGGAGUGCUACGAAGGUGCUGAAAGCUCUGCUGGCCAAUGGAGGCAUUUAUAUCAAAUUGGGACAACAUAUCGCGUCGCUAAUCGUACUACCAAGGGAAUGGACGAGUACGAUGGCCCCACUUCAAGACAAAUGUGAUGCCACUCCAUACGAGGAUAUUACAGCACUGUUCCUAUCCGAUAUGGGACAACCUAUAAACGAGCUUUUUGAUGAUUUCGACCCGGUUCCUAUUGGUGUCGCAAGUUUAGCUCAGGUUCAUGUCGGAUAUCACAAGGCGUCAGGCAAGAAGGUUGCUGUGAAGGUCCAACAUCCUCACCUGGUUGAAUUCUAUAAUAUUGACAUGACCAUGGUCCAGUCUACUUUGAGUUGGGUCAAGUACUGGUUCCCGGAAUUCGAAUUUACCUGGUUAGGUGAGGAAAUGCGGGAGAACCUCCCAAGAGAAAUGGAUUUUGUGCACGAAGCCCGCAAUACGGCUCGUGCGGUUGCGGAUUUUGAAAAUAUCAAGACGUCAUUAUACAUACCCGAGGUCAUAUCCGCGAACAAACGAGUUCUCAUCAUGGAGUAUAUCCAAGGAGGUCGCGUAGACGACCUUGCAUACCUCGCAAAGCACAACAUUGACAGGAAUAAAGUUGCACUGGAGCUUACGCGAAUUUUUAAUCGAAUGGUAUUUGUGAAUGGGUGGUUCCAUGCGGAUCCUCACCCUGGUAACUUGUUAAUACGGCCUGCCUCUAAAUCCUCCAAGUCAUCCUACAACUUUGAGAUCGCACUAUUAGACCAUGGAUUGUACUUCGAUCUUGAACGGGAACUACGCGUGAACUACAGCAGAUUGUGGCUGUCGCUCAUUGCUCACUCGUCACCAACCGUUGAUGCUGAUCGUCGGAGGUAUGCAGAGGCGGUCGGGAACAUCACACUUGAUUUGUAUCCUAUUUUCGAGGUAGCAAUCACUGGCAAGCCCUCCGCGCUGGCAGAUGUUUCUUUAUUUAAUAUUUUUCACCAGGCCGGUACAUUUGAAGAUGACGAACCGAAGACCAACAUCCGACGAGCCACAGGCAUGCUCGAUAUGACAUCUCAGACUGAGGAGGAAAUGGAACUCAUCCGAAAUACUGUUGCCAAUCGCGAAGAUAUACUGGUAUCCGUAUUGGAUGUCCUGCGCCGACUGCCUAGGCGGGUACUGAUGGUCAUGAAGCUCAAUGAUCUUGCGAGGCACUUGGACCAUUCACUUGCAACGACACAUUCGAGCGUCAGGAUAUUCCUCAUCACAUCAAAGUACUGCAUGAAGGCGGUAUGGCAAGAUGAGAAAAGACGCUUCCACGAGGUUGGACUCGGUAAUCCGCUUUUAACUUCACACUUGAUUGCACCCACUCGCAGGGCGUUCGCAACUGGGUAUUCUCAAGUCACAUUCAUUGAGCUCAUGAUGGACUGGCAAGCUUCGCUGGUUAAGUCGACCGCGUGGUUACGUGGGUUUUAUUCUAGAGGAUUAGCGGGAGCACACGAUGCGGCGGCUGGUCUUUCAUGA